Leptopilina boulardi is the source of this 1876-nucleotide messenger RNA. Its product is annotated as dipeptidase 1-like. The coding region runs from base 125 to 1594 and encodes 489 amino acids. The transcript is spliced from 8 exons. Lineage: Eukaryota; Metazoa; Arthropoda; Insecta; Hymenoptera; Figitidae. The record is from RefSeq and is a predicted model, not a curated record. Gene Ontology annotation, biological process: proteolysis. Gene Ontology annotation, molecular function: metallodipeptidase activity.
CGCUUAUAUUGAUUCGCGAAGAUGAGUCUGGCACACCUUGUUGUAAGAGAAAUACGUUGUUAAUUUCAGAAUAACAAGCAAAAAAAAAAAAAAAAACAAAAUAAAAGAAAAUAAAAAAUAUAUUAUGUUUGACUUGUAUGGGGUCGGUAGAGAUGGGACUGUUUAUCAUUCAGGACCCCCAAGAAGAAAUGAAGUUGACAUACUAGAGACGUGUUUACAACAUUCAUCGGAAGAACUAUAUAGGAAAUUACCAAAUGGAGAUGCCUUGCAUCACGUUAAAGACACAGUGAUAUCCGCUACGUUAGAAAAAAAUAAAGUUGCACCUCGUGAAAAAAGACGAAGCGUGGGACGAAAAUGUGCAAUGACUUUUGGCGUAUUUCUAUUGGGUUGUGCAUUAAUUGCAGGAGUUGGAUUACCAUUAGCUUUAGAACUUAGUAGCUCACAUUUAUUAGAAGCCAGACUUCAAGUUGUCCGGAGGAUUUUAUCUGAAAUUCCCCUCAUUGAUGGUAACAACGAUUUUGCGUGGAAAUUGCGAAAGCAUCAGGGUAGUGUGAGAAACAUUCCUUUCCAGGAUGAUCUUUCUCAAAAUAUCACAUGGGGACCACAGUGGCAAACUGACCUAGUUCGUCUUCAUCAAGGCAUCGUUGGUGCACAAUUUUGGUCGGCCUACGUUCCAUGUGAAGCUCAAUUUUUAGACGCAGUGCAAUUAACAUUAGAGCAAAUAGACGUAGUUCGUAGACUCGCCUCAAAAUAUCCAAGAAGAAUGAGGUUGGUGACCUCAAGUGAUGAACUAAAAAGGGCACAUAAGGAUGGCGUUAUUGCAAGUUUAGUUGGCAUUGAAGGGGGUCACAGUAUUGGUUCAUCAAUGGCAGUUUUAAGAAGUUUUCAUCUACUCGGUGCACGUUACAUGACCCUUACGCACAAAUGCAAUACACCAUGGGCUGAUUCAUCAUCGGUGGAAGAUCCAAAUGAAGAUGUUCCAAUGGAUUUUCACAGCGAUGGCCUUUCUGAAUUUGGAAAAGCCGUUGUCAAAGAACUUAACAGAUUAGGAAUGUUAGUUGAUCUUUCUCAUGUUUCUAUAAGAACCAUGAAAGAUGCACUGGCUGUCACUAAAGCGCCAGUUAUUUUUUCGCACAGCGCUGCAAGAAGUCUUUGCAAUUCAUCAAAUAACGUUCCAGAUGAUGUAUUAAGAAAUUUAUCUCUUAAUGGUGGCCUCGUUAUGGUUAGUUUUGAUAGUGCUCAUCUCAGUUGUGGAGAUAAAGCUUCUCUGUUCGACGUUAUAGCGCACAUAAAUCAUAUAAGAAAUACAGCCGGUGUCAAUCAUGUUGGAUUUGGUGCUGGUUAUGAUGGAAUUUUAAGUCCUCCAACAGAACUUCCUGAUGUUUCUGGCUAUCCUCUUUUAUUAGCGGAAUUAACAAGAGACAGAAGAUGGUCAGCAUCGGACAUAAAGAAACUAGUAGGUGGAAAUCUUUUACGCAUUCUAACUGAAGUGGAAAAUCAUGCUUUAACACUUUCAAAUCAAUCUCCAGCUGAGGAAUGGAUAAAUCAAAAUCUUAUAAAAGACACUGCAUACUGUAGAUACGAUGUUACUUAAAAAAAAUCUAAACUUCUACAUAAAAAUGCAAAGUAAAUUUGUAUUUUUUUAUACAAAAAAAAAUGAUAUAUAAUAUGUGUAAUUUCAGAUGAAAGAUGAACAUUUCUAUAUUAUAAUGAGAUUUUGUUAAAAGUUGAAAGCGAAAAAUGUGUUAAUAUUAAUAAGUUCAUAUAUUGCAUUUCAUUCAUUGUAUAUACAUGCAAUUUUUCAUGUGAAAGAUAUAUUUCAAUUAUAAAACUCAAUUAGAAUUUUAAAAUGAUAACUAUAUAUUGCAAUUUAAAU